Molecule: messenger RNA, 555 nt
Organism: Schistosoma turkestanicum
Lineage: Eukaryota; Metazoa; Platyhelminthes; Trematoda; Strigeidida; Schistosomatidae
Source: the annotation of a GenBank genome assembly
UCAACUCCUGGCAAAUGCAGUUCAACUUGGAGUUAUUAACACCACAUUAUCUGAAUAUUUCGACCAUGAUAACAAAUGCAUUCAAUCCAGUGCCAGAAGCAAAUGACAAUAUCGCAAGUUGCGAUUCACCCCCAUGUAUAAUUACUUUAGAGUAUUGGAAGAAACCUGCUCGAAUAUACGGUCUCAUAUUAUUUUUGGUAGCGCUACUGUUCACAAUCAUCGUUAUUCUCAACAAAGCCCUUCACUCCGCAUCUACAAGGAACAACAUCUUCAUUAUUUUGACGUUGAUCGUUUGGAUAAUCUGUGUCGGAUUACUCAGCCCACCUGGUGAUUGGAAAGAUUUCCUUAUCGCUGCUAAUGUGGCGUCCAUAUUUAUGAUUCUCGCUCUUCUAUUGGGGGUUAAACUGAUAGAUUCCGAACGAAAAUGGAGAAUAGUAUUAUUUUCUUUUUGUUGUUUAUUUAUGGCAGCUGGAGUCGCAUUCUCUUUUCUAACCGUACUUCGCUAUAUAUCAAAACACCUAACAUUUGAAGUUCUGUCGUUGAUGUCUUGGUGCG